UGAUGUACUAAAAUUUUUAAUACCAAAAUUUCUGCAAUUCUUCAAAACGAAAUUUAUAAAUCAAUUUAAAUAAACACAACAAAUAAGUGAAUGAAUUGUUCAUAACAUUUAACAUUUAAUAUCAACAACAAGAACCAAGCGGUCAGUAAUAAGAACAACAACAACAUGGCGUCAGCAUUUGAAUACCUGUGUCGGGUUUGUGCUGCCAACACGAAAGGCAAAAAUUCUGUUCCCGAAUGUGUUUAUAUAUUGAAGACGCCAGCAUUAAAGGAUAAAAUUGAGAAAUUUCUAUAUUUAACGAUUUCCGAAGAUGACAUACUGCCGAAGGUGCUGUGCAAAGCUUGUUACCGCCAAGUGGAAGCUACUGCGUCGCUGUCAAAAAUCGCCAAACACACGCAAAAGGUUUUCCGAGACUUCAUCUUCAAUACCAAGUCAUAUCUGCAGGCGGAGAGCAGCGAGAGCAGCACCAGCCCCGAAGUCACAACUACUGCACCUACACGCACCCUUACGGCUCCUGCAAACACCUUUACAGCUCCUGUAUCCAACUUUACAGCUCCUGCAACCGCCCAUUCAGCUCCAGCACCCAUAUUUUCAUCUCCCGCAUCCAUCUUUACAGCUCCUGCAUCCACCUUUAAAGCACCGCCAGCCAUCUUUACAGCUCCUACACCGACCCCUACAACAACAACGACAACAGCUCCGGUGGUACCAGUACAGGCAAAGCCAAAACCAAAAGAAAAGGAUAAGCCGAUUGUUAAAAGCGUUGAGUUAAUAACACCAACGUCACAGCCACCACCCUCUAAAUGUUCCCAUAAAGAUGACGUUAUCCUAAACGUUUCCGUCAACGAUCCGCUAACGCGUGAGACACAGCACAAAAUGAUAACCGCAUCGCGUCGCCAAAACUCACUGGACUCUCGCUACACACCGAAAUCAAUUGCGCAACGUGGUUUUACUAGCACGCCAAAGCAGCCAGAAAGCAUAACACCAACAAAGAAGCAAACAACAUCAGGCGUCAUCAACUUUUUCCCAAAUCGGCCACAGCAGGUGACGACCGUCACUAGCGGCGGUUAUGUAAUUGGCUGCACACCGAGCAGCGCGCCAACAAGCAAGGCCGCAACAUCCGACCAGCCUGCACCUGCACCUGCAUCUGCACCGCCCACAAAUACUUUGCAACAAAAGCGCAAAAAUCUUAAAACGGCACUGAACAAUAGCAAAACAUCGAAUGCUGGACAGGUUUCUCUGCUGAAGGUCUCCCAAAAAGCGGCGGUGGCGGCGGCUCCCACGAAGAGCAGCCAGCCACCGAAAGUAGUUGAACCACCAACAGUGCUGGUGGAAGAUGAUGUGCCAGCUGAGCCGCUGCCGGAAAAGAUGAUUAUUGCGGCAACAAAGCAGCAAAAACAUCUAACACAAGUAGCACCCACCGCACCAACAGCACCUCAGCCUACGCCACCAAACGAGCCGGAAUCUGAGCAGCAACCACAAACCGAGCCAACCGAUUUGUCGCAACCGUUCAGGACGAAUAUUCCCGAUGAUAUUUUGCUCGGCAAAGUCAUUAAAGAUGGCGAUCUGCUCAAACUCAUUUUGAAAGCACUAAAAUGGCCAGUAAAAAGAAAUAAUAUGGAAGCACAACUAGAACGGCUGCGUAAUUCACGUUUCGCACACAUCAUGGCUGAUCCAAAUCUGCUGCAGGAUGCUGACCUCACACAAAUAAUGGGACCCUACUUGGGUCCCGUACUACAGGCUGCCCAAAUGUUGCAACAACAGCAGCAGAUAGCAGCUGCCGCGGCGGCGGCAGCAGUCACCAAAGAAACUGAGUUGCAGAUGGCGGGCAUAACAACAUCACUGCCGUACAAGCUGCCGGCAGAGACUUCAGUACAGUUGGUGCCAGCAAGCCCAGAGGCAGAAGCAGAAGAAGCGGAUGCUGCCGCGGCUAAGAAGAGCACUUCAACUCAGUCUCUAAAGCGAGACGCCGGAAAAGCGAGCGCGAAGCGGGCGCCUCCCAGGAAAGUGCGCAAGAUGGCACCGAGGGGGCGCAGCGCGUCGACAUUCAACAGUGACGAAUACGCAGCGCUAAACUCUACACUUAAUUCACAGUACUUAAGCCCUAAGUCUGCACCUGACAUCCCCGUCGACUUAGAUCCAUCCGCUCUGUUCACACAACUGAGCUUGUUAAGCGGACUCAGUGCAUCCAGCUCGAAUGAAGCACUUCUUGCAUUGCUAGAACGCCAGCGCGUCGCGCUUUCGCGUUUGCAACAGCAACAGCAACAACCGCAGCCACAGCCACCGGCCCAGGCGCGUCGUCAGCGUAGCAACUCGAUUAUUACAGUACCUGCCAGUGGUUCUGACUUCCUUUUCGAUACGGAUGACAUUAUACUGAUGGAGCCAGAUGAUUGUUUGGAGAACACAACAACAAAUUUACAAAAUAAUCUCGAUAACAACACUGGUAGUUCCUCGGCCAUCUCGCAAAGUGGCCCUGUCAACACUUUUCCAGUGCCACAGCCGGUAUCCAAGACAAUGAUCACACGCCCAAUAAUCAAACGCCGUAAAACGGUUAUACAAGCGUCUCCAGCGCGCACUAAUCUUGCCAUAAAUACACAGCCCGUGCCACCAGCAUACACUAAGCCUGCUGAGAGUGUAAUUACCAACGCUACUAGGACCAAAGUAUCCACGAGCGUCACCAAUCUAAUGCCAUCAUUGUCAGCAGCAACUGCGCCGCCGCAAAAGAAAAUCUCCAAAACUCAAUCGCUGGAUAGUCUUAACACAAUUGCAACCCAAUAUCCGUCGAAUAUCAUUUCGAGUGGCACACAGGCUCCCUCGAACACCACAAAUGUGAGCGUCAGCGAAGCAGCAGCCACAGCUAUCAUGACGAAAGCAACCGAAACCGCACUGAUAGUUACGGCCUCGGCGGCAACCAGUGUAUCUUCGUUGGUUGCAAGCACUUCCGCCUCGAAUGUGACCGCUGUCAGCACUGUUGCAGCAGAAAAGUCAACCACACGCAGCAGCAGUAGCUCCACCAAAAGGCAAUCCACGAGCAAGCUGGCACUCGGUCAGCAACUGCUCGAGGCAAUUUGUUUGCAGACGAUUGCAGCGGAGACGAAAGAUAUCGCUGUGGUGCCUGCAGGCGCAGCAGGUGGACGCGGCUCGGUGCAGCAAAUACGCAGUGCAUUGAAAAAGUCGUUACAAAAAGCGCAAGAACAGCAGCAGCAGCGUAACAAAAAGGCAGCACCGGCGACUAUUGAUGAGGAAAACGUAGAGCGGAAUGUAAAUAUUGUAAGGGAAGUUGUUGAACAACCACGCAGCAGACACAGGGGCAAUAUGCCGGCUGGACAGUUAGAUGUGGAAGAGGAGAUCAACAGAAUUACGUUGGUGUUACAGAGCAAGGCUAAGGAGGAUAAGAAAAUCGAAGAAGCCGAUAAGCGGCUGACCGCAGCAGCAUCAACUAGAAUCCCGGGUAUAAGACGGAAAAUAGUGCCCACCACACGCAAUCGUAGGCCAACAGUAACACUACUAGUGGCUGACGAAAUUGUCGACCUAGUCGCCGAUGAAGACAAUCAAGAUUCGGCUGAUGGAAAAAGUGCCGAUAACGAUAAAGGCAAUGAAAAUGAUAAAGAAAAGGAGACAACUGCUUCGAAUAAACCAAAGGAAAAAGUUAAGACCUAUUUGAACGCGGCAUCCUUAGCAACACUGCAGCGCUCUCAGAAAUCUGACACGAAAGAGCAAAAAGCCGUUACGCCAAUGCACAAACGCGGACGAAAUAUACAGCUAGACGAAUCGGAUGACGAUGAUGAUGAUGAAGAUAAUAAGCCUCUGAAGCCCAGAACUGAAAAGCACUCCGACGAAAAGCAGGAAGUCGGUUCGCGUACGAGUACGCCUGCGUCAUGGCAACGCAGCGAGAGUGCCACAAAUACACUUACCAGCGCACGUCCAUCGCGCGUCAGCAAAACGAUGUCGAGAUACUACAAGGGGCCAGAUAAAUCACCAGGAACAACGAGCCGCUCAACAAUGGCAACACGCAGCAGAUUUAGAAACUAAACUAAGCUUACCAACCAGUUUUGAGGUGCAA
Rhagoletis zephyria (snowberry fruit fly) is the source of this 4060-nucleotide messenger RNA. It is a transcript of the gene dbr, whose product is annotated as debra. Lineage: Eukaryota; Metazoa; Arthropoda; Insecta; Diptera; Tephritidae. Gene Ontology annotation, molecular function: zinc ion binding. Gene Ontology annotation, cellular component: nucleus. The record is from RefSeq and is a predicted model, not a curated record.